UUUUCCUUGGAUUAAGCAGAAAACGACAAAGUUAAGACUUUUAAGACUUUCCCAAGUCCCCUGACAGACCGAAGCGAAACGAUCAACCGAGAUCUUAUACCGCAAUCUGUUGUCUCUAUCUCUGAGGUGCGGUUGGUCCAUGACCAUUGCACGGGCUCGACGACGUCAUGACCUCCCGAUUCGAUCUGUCAGGUACCAGAUCUGUAAGAUACCUUAUGCAGUGGCAGUACGGGGUGCACCCGGAGGCAGUGAGACGAUGAGUUCCAGAGACCAUUCAUAUUGGAAAGUCGACGCAUGUCACUCAUGUCGUGUCGUCUCUAAUGGAGCAACAAGGAGGGAGAUACCUAUGCUCCCUUGAAUUCCUGAUGAUGACCACUGAAAAUGGCGAUGCAAGAUUGGGCAGGUGACAAGGCGGCAUCUUAUCUUAUCUUCGGCAUCCCGUGCAGUGUUGCCCCGCGUGUUCAAGUUGUUCCCUGUUCUCCCCGCAGCGCAGCUUUUGUUUCGUCUUUCGCCGGGCGGAAACAAUGUUCGGAAACGUUCCGCCGGUUGAAGCCCUCAACCAUUCGUGACUGCGGAGAAGCACGUCAGUAUCGCUCUUCGUCUCCCUUUUCAUAGGUGCCUCAGACACGCUUUGCUUCCGAUCAGCGGCAGCAGCAACAGCAGCAACAUAUUUAAAAAGCGUCUCGCCUGUCUUAUAACUUGUCCCGUCAAGCCAACCCGUCGUCGUCGAUACCCUGAUACUCCGUUUUCCAAUCUUCGUCUCCCAGCUCUAUCUUUCUAUCCAUCCACCAUGACAACCAAAGUCGCUCUCGUCACCGCUUCCAGCGCCGGCCUCGGCGCCGCCACAGUCAAAGCGCUGGCCUCACACUUCCGCGUCGUAGUGAACUACCACUCAAGACCAGAAAAGGCCGAACAAGUGAUCAAAGAAGCCUCGGCCAUCCCCGCGACCUACAACACAUCAUCCAGUGAACCACGAUUCCACGCGAUCAAAGCAGACAUUUCCCAACGAAGCGAGAUCCAACGACUGGUCGCCGAGACGGUGUCGAAAAUGGGCCGACUGGACGUCGUGGUCAGCAACGCCGGCUGGACUCGAUUGACCAACUUCUUCGAUCUCGAACAGCAGGUCAACGAGGAAGACUGGGACCGAUGUUUCAACGUCAACGUCAAAUCCCACCUGUGGCUUUUGUAUGCCGCCAAACCGCAUCUCGAGAAGACCGCCGCCGACGAGGGUGUGGGCGGUGCUUUUGUCACUGUGGCAAGUCUGGCUGGUGUCCGACCGAGUGGAAGUUCCUUGCCGUAUUCCGUCACCAAAGCUGCAGAGAUCCAUUUGACGAAGGGUCUUGCUAUGAUUUGUGGACCUAAAGUCAGAUGUAAUAGUGUGAGCCCGGGUUUGAUGUUGACUGAGUGGGGCAACCAAUUCCCAGAGUCCAAAGUCAAGGCGACCACGGAGAAAUCGGCGCUCAAGUCUCUCGCCACGCCUGAGGAUGUGGCUGAGCAGAUCCGCACGCUUGUGCUGAGCAAGUCUAUCACUGGACAGAAUAUUGUCUUGGAUUGCGGUAUCGCCAUUUAGAGAAAAAAAAAAGGUCAAGUCGCUACCGGCCAGGGAUCCCUUCAUGCCAUCCAAGUUGCCCAAGGCAGGAGCCUCGUGACUGUGUUCGAGAUCUACUAUAUUUCAGCUUCGAUUCGCAUAUGCAUGUUGGCUAUCAGCAUCCUCGUGGCCACCGGAGGUCACUUUGCGUAGCGCACGAUCCAAGCCCUCGACAUGGUUUUUGGACGCAUGGUACACGUGGAAGCCGGCAAAAUUUGGCACCAUAGCACGCCCUUGAAGGAGGUUUUCUGCGAUGCGUGCCACCUAGCUCAACGCACUGCAUAUGGAUGUCAGCCAAGGGUUUCGUACUGUGAGACGCCCGAAUUGGGGCCCACUGUGGGAUGGUGGAUGUCUUGUCCCCUUCAGCUUGGGGAGGAGACGGGGACCGGCGCUUGGCUUGAUGGCAUGAUUCUGGAACGUUUUUGGGGCUGUUCUCGUUCUUUUGGGUGGGAACGUGGAACAUACGGUGUGCAUGUCAAUAUUGGGGUACUUGGCCCUACGAAAAUAGGCAAAAUGUAGAUGGUCCAGUCAGACACACUGAACAACUACUGUGGAGUUACAAGGAAUACCUGUUUUCUCACAAACAUGCAUGAAUAGAUUUAAAUCGUGGACACUGUGCCAGAUACUGUCCCUGUACAUGGAGUCCAGCGAA
Exophiala dermatitidis NIH/UT8656 is the source of this 2240-nucleotide messenger RNA. Its product is annotated as short chain dehydrogenase. The record is from RefSeq and is a predicted model, not a curated record. The transcript is spliced from 2 exons. The coding region runs from base 791 to 1570 and encodes 259 amino acids. NCBI's taxonomy places the organism in Eukaryota, Fungi, Ascomycota, Eurotiomycetes, Chaetothyriales, Herpotrichiellaceae.